UCCACACAUAUGCACAUGUCUUCAUAACUUUCUCUCUCUACCCACGUACAAGAGUAUGUACAGCCACAUAUAGACAUACAAAAUCUUUAUUUAUAAAUACAUGCUCCUCAACUCCUCAAUAACCACCCAUCUCCUUCUCCAUUACCCUCUCUAUCAUUUCAAGAGCUUUUCUCUCUCAAUAACCUAAAGACAAAUGGCCAUAAUGAAGAAAUCUUCAAAACUAACUCAGACGGCAAUGCUGAAGCAGAUUCUAAAGAGAUGCUCGAGCUUAGGAAAGAAGAACGGAGGAGGAUACGAUGACGAUUUUCUCCCACUAGACGUACCAAAGGGACACUUUCCUGUCUACGUUGGAGAGAACAGAAGCAGAUACAUUGUCCCAGUCUCCUUCUUGACUCAUCCUGAGUUCCAAUCUCUCUUAAGACGAGCUGAGGAAGAGUUUGGAUUUGACCACGACAUGGGUCUCACCAUUCCUUGUGAUGAACUCGUCUUCCAGAACCUAACAUCCAUGAUCCAGUGAUAUUUUAAGUUAAAUCAUUUGAAGAAGAUGCAGAAGAAGAUGGGUUAAAGAAGAAGUAUCAUCUCUUCGCUGAGUUUUUUUUCUUCUAUUUUUAAGCCCGUCUAGGGUUUUUUACGAGUUAUUUUACUCGUCUAACAAGAAAGAAACCUGUGUGAGAUAUAGAUUCCCUGGGUUUAAAUCCGUUAAAAAACUUGUAAUGUUUUCCUUGCAAAUCUUAAGUUUGUGAGAGAAGUUGAUUAAUGCAAGAAAAAUUAUUCC
This is a messenger RNA of Raphanus sativus (radish), 775 nucleotides long. Its product is annotated as auxin-responsive protein SAUR50-like. Lineage: Eukaryota; Viridiplantae; Streptophyta; Magnoliopsida; Brassicales; Brassicaceae. The transcript has a single exon. The record is from RefSeq and is a predicted model, not a curated record. The coding region runs from base 194 to 517 and encodes 107 amino acids. Gene Ontology annotation, biological process: response to auxin.